UAUGUUUAUAUUUAUAUAUGCAUCAGAUAUCCAUAGCCAAUAUAAUAACGAAUACUUUUUAAUAUUUCGGAAAACUUAUUCGAUCCAGCGGUGCAUAAUGUGAGGAUAAGAUGAGAUAUACAAGUGUUCCAAAUUCUAACGCGUUUUUGAAAAUUUAGCAAAAAUAUGGUUAACCGGAAAUAGGAUCCCAUCGACAAUUUGCGGUGGACCGCUUUCAGACGACAUAUACGAGUUAAUGGAUGUCCAUUUUCACUGGGGCGAAGACAAUUGCAAAGGUGCCGAGCACACAAUCAACGAUACUUGGUAAAACAAAGAAGAAAUUAAAUUUCACGUUCCUUUUUAUUACAUAUACGAUUUUUGCGCUAUCAAGGUAUUCGAUGGAAAGUCACGUGGUACACUGGAACAGAAAAUAUGUAACCGUGGAAGAAUGUUUCAGACAUAAGGACGGAUUCUGCAUUUUGGCAUACCUAUUUCUAGUCCAACCAGAUUGUUGUAAUUGCAUUAAUCCUCAAUUGGAAAGGAUAACGGAGCACUUGAAGUAUAUUCCAGAUCCAGACAUGGAAACGAAAAUACCACCUAACUGUUUAGCAUGGAUGCGCUGGUCAACGUAUUGCACUAGAUACUAUACUUACGCAGGAUCGUACAAUAUCGGUGAAUAUUCAGAGUGCGUUACUUGGAUUGUAUUUCCUGUAGUUAUACCUAUACGAGCCAGCGAAAUAAAAGAAUUUCGAAGACUGAGAGAUAGAGAUGGAAACGACAUAAAGACAAAUUGGCGAGAAAUACAAUUACUGAAAUGCAGGCAAAUCUUUUUAGCAAUCUCUUAAGUUAAUUUCAAGUCACAAUCGUUCUGUGUCUAUCCUUUUCUGGUACAUUCUGGUAAAAUAUACGAGGAAACAGUAAAUCGUU
Molecule: messenger RNA, 906 nt
Organism: Bombus pascuorum
Lineage: Eukaryota; Metazoa; Arthropoda; Insecta; Hymenoptera; Apidae
Product: carbonic anhydrase 2-like
Exons: 4
Coding region: 240-824 (194 amino acids)
Cellular component (GO): cytoplasm
Molecular function (GO): carbonate dehydratase activity; zinc ion binding
Source: RefSeq, a predicted model, not a curated record